AGCUGUUUGAUUCAUUCACUGUGUUAAGCUAUAUAGGUGCUUAUGCGAAUCGCACUGCACCAGCAUCAACACACAGCCAUUUUUAAAACCGAGAAAGCCUAGGAACAAGUAAAGCGAAAGUAAAUAGAACGAAUUAGAGGUUCGUUUGAUAGGAGUGAAUAAUUUUGUCAAUGUUUCGUUUAUCAUGGAAAAUUGACGACUAAGAUCCCGCGAAGGCUUCCAUGGCGAAAGCAUUUACUUACAGCCGCUUGCCAGAGCAUCAGGUCGCAAUUUAUUACGACGGAGGAGACAGAACAGGCGAUAGAUCCAGACCAUCAGAGUGGAGUAUCUUGGAGUGUUUCAUCUCGUUAUCUUCCGCUCUUCUACUUCUUUUGACCUUUCCGAUUUCUGUAUUUUUUUGUCUGAAGGUAAUCAGGGACUAUGAAAGAGCAGUUGUCUUCAGACUUGGGAAGCUGUUGCCCCCAUUUUCUACAGGAGUAGUGUUCAUUAAUCCUUGUAUUGAUGUGUGGACAAGGGUGGACACAAGAGCUCGGGCAUUCAGUGUUCCACCCCAACAGAUUCACACUAGUGAUGGUGGCUAUGCAUCGGUUGGAGCUGAUGUACAGUUCAGCAUCAAGGACGUAGUUUUAUCCAGAACAUCUGUUCAGGAUUUAAACCACUCUUUGCGUAUGCUGGCUCAAACAGCACUUGUAAACUGUUUGGGUUCAAGGAAGCUUAUUGAAGUUCAGCAUGAUAGAAAGUUCAUCAACAAACAAGUCCAGGAAAUGGUCAAUGCAUCUGCUGCAUCUUGGGGUGUAAAUAUAACAAGAUUUGAAAUGUCAGAGGUCAGUGUGUUAAAGGAAGCAGAUGAGGUUGUUGGUGCACUUUCAGCUUUAUUUGGUGGAGGAUCCCAGAGUAUGAAGCUUAGUAAUAUGACUUUUGGUGAUCCUGGGAUGGCCAGUAUGUUUUCAGCCUUUGGAGGUAGCAGUACCCAAAGUGGACCCACUCUCCCUACCCCCAUGGCUUUAUCAGCUGACCCAUCACAGUCUUCUAACAGAGAGCCUGGGUCCAAUCUUCUUACUCCUGAGCAGCUUGUUAAGUUGGUCAGUGGUGUUCUAAGUGAGAAACUUGUACAGGAAAUUGGUGGCAUGUUUCAAUUCAACAUUGAUGGUGAAAAUGGAGGAACGUGGUAUUUAGAUCUAAGGAGUGGACAUGGAAAAAUAUAUACCGAGAAUCCGGGCGAUAACCCCAAUGUGGUGCUCACCAUGAGGGUGCAGGAUAUGCAGCAGAUAUUUUAUGGACAGACAACAGCUUUUGAUGCUUACAUGCAAGGCUCUUUGAAAGUUGAUGGUGAUUUAAGGAUGGCCAUGAGUUUGGAGGCUAUUGUUAAAAUGCUCAAGGAAAAACCAGUUGUUCCUGAAAAACCAGUUUUGCAAGGAAAUGGAGUAUAUGUGGUUUAAACGCUGAAUUAUUUUUUAUUUACUGAAAGUGCCCCUGUUCGUUUUAAAGCCUUCCAUUCAUUUUUUUUUUCAUUGCUUGGGAAGAGUUCAUGUUGCCUGACUUUGACUUGUAUAUUGACUUGUAUAUUUGACUUUACUCAAUAGUUGCUAUUGGAAACCACUGACCAAUCAUAAUUGAUCUAAUAGCUCUUUUCCAGUCCCUCUGAACUUUGAGGAUAGGCAAACUCACCUGUGUCUUAAUUGAAUAAAAUGUUUGUCUUUAUCGAUUCA
This is a messenger RNA of Pocillopora damicornis (cauliflower coral), 1709 nucleotides long. Its product is annotated as stomatin-like protein 1. The record is from RefSeq and is a predicted model, not a curated record. Gene Ontology annotation, cellular component: plasma membrane. NCBI's taxonomy places the organism in Eukaryota, Metazoa, Cnidaria, Anthozoa, Scleractinia, Pocilloporidae.